AUGGAAUUUACCAUGGCUUUACCUCCCUCUGGAGAUCCAGGUUGGACCUAUGUGGGGUCAAAACAGCAGUUAGGUCUGAAAAAAUCAUCCUUUUGGAGGGCAAAGCCAAGUGAAGCUCGAUGUACAAAUGAAGUGCGUUGGAAGCUGGAUGCUAAUCUUAAAGAGGCCAUGUCUGACUCUUCGAUACAAAGUAGCGAGACCGCCUCUGUCCUGCCUGAGGACCUGGUCGUCACCACUUUAGGGCCAAAGUUAAGUGAGUCACGUCAAGGUAGAAUAGGAAGUGGCAAAUCGCAGGCAGAAACAGCUCUAGCUACAUUAACAACUAGUGGAACUGGGGCACUUGAUGGGGCCCGAAAUGUCGGUCGGGACGACGGGACGCAAGAUUCACAGUUCCCUACAACAAAGGCAGAUGAAGAAGCGUCUAUUUCGUCAUUUGAAGGGCGGGACGAGCAAGAAAAUGCUAUUUGCUCUCACUAUUGA
Molecule: messenger RNA, 480 nt
Organism: Protopolystoma xenopodis
Lineage: Eukaryota; Metazoa; Platyhelminthes; Monogenea; Polystomatidea; Polystomatidae
Source: the annotation of a GenBank genome assembly